Messenger RNA from Poecilia latipinna (sailfin molly), 10260 nucleotides. RefSeq names its product serine/threonine-protein kinase BRSK2-like. The transcript has 21 exons. Gene Ontology annotation, biological process: protein phosphorylation; intracellular signal transduction. The record is from RefSeq and is a predicted model, not a curated record. NCBI's taxonomy places the organism in Eukaryota, Metazoa, Chordata, Actinopteri, Cyprinodontiformes, Poeciliidae. The coding region runs from base 1253 to 3862 and encodes 869 amino acids. Gene Ontology annotation, cellular component: cytoplasm. Gene Ontology annotation, molecular function: ATP binding; protein serine/threonine kinase activity.
CUCUCAAAACCUUUGUUUUUUAAGCUUUCGUGUCUUUGAUUCUGACCUUCCAGUUGAGAUUAAAAUAUAUUUUCUUUUGUGGCUACGGCGGAUGAAAAACUGGAAGUUGCAUUUCAGAAAGGCAGCAGGGUGGGGCCGCAUCAGCGGAACCCGGAUGCUGAUGCUGACCGAUGGAGAGCAGGAAGCUGGAGAGAAUGAAGAGGUAGAGGAGUGUAAAGAGAGAGGGGGGACCGGCUGGAAGGUUAGCAGCAGCAGCAGCAGCAGCAGUCUGCAGCAGGACAAGGACAUCCCGACAGCGAAGCGCAGCUCCUGUGGAUCGUGUCCGUCUUCAGGAGCAGACCGCCGGCCUUGUUUAGUUGUUUGUGCAUCAUCUGCGCCGGCUGAUGAGGGAGGACAUGCGGUAACAUCAUGAGCACAGCCGUCCAGGGAGGGAGGAAGCAGGGAGGGGGGAAGCGCUGGGGAGUCGCCAGCUGAGGAUGCUUGUUGUUUCUAGAAUCUAGAAACGAGCUCAACCAUCGGACCGAGUUCUGAUCCACCUCCAGAAGCACCGGCAGAGGGGCCAGGGAGGGGGUGAGCCGAAGUGUGCACCGGAUAUUGGAAAACCCAUUCUUCUUGCUUAUGCCUUAGUGAUAGAUUAUAAUCUGGACGACAGCAGACAGACGAGGCCCCGGGGCUUGACGGGACAGGAGCCGGGACAUGCGUGACGUUAGGAGGACUACGGGAACAUGUUUGGACGGCGGCAGUAGCAGCAGUGAGGACAGGGGGUCCCUGAUAUCGAUCCUCGGGAUGGAUCCAAUGAGGCCGUUCUGACUCGGGUUAUUUGAGACUGUACUCUUAACAGAAAUCAAUCUGAGGCUAAAGUAGCCUUCCUGUCCAGCUCCCUGCAUGAGCUUCUCCUUUCCUGCUCCACUUUGGCCAACUAUUAGCUGGAUGCACACGUCAUCUCUUCCCACCUCUCCAUGUGGAUGAUGCUGCAUUCCGAGCGGUGCUGAAAGGGAACUGCUUCUGGACCCGACCGCAUGACAAGUUGAGGGGAGUAGCCUGCAGAGGCCCCCCCACCACAAACACACACACACACACACACACACACACACACACACACCUCUUCCCCGGCUUCGGAUCACGACCACUUUAGUCUUUUUUUUUUUUUUUUUUCCCUCCGCGCGCGCGUGUGGCGCGCGUUGCGACGGUACGCACGUGAUCUUGAUCUGCCGGACAGUUUCGCGGGGGGCACAGUCUACUUUUGGCAAGAAUGAGCGGCAAAGAGAUCACGGUGGGCCAGUCCAGCCAGUACGUGGGGCCUUACCGGCUGGAAAAGACCCUCGGGAAGGGACAGACAGGACUGGUGAAGCUGGGUGUCCACUGCAUAACGGGGCAGAAGGUGGCCAUAAAGAUUGUGAACAGAGAGAAGCUCUCCGAGUCGGUUCUAAUGAAGGUGGAGAGAGAGAUAGCUAUUCUUAAACUAAUAGAGCACCCUCAUGUUCUGAAGCUCUAUGAUGUCUAUGAAAAUAACAAAUACCUGUAUCUGGUGUUGGAGCAUGUGUCUGGUGGAGAGUUGUUUGACUACUUGGUGAAGAAAGGCAGGCUGACUCCCAAAGAGGCCCGGAAAUUCUUCAGACAAAUCAUCUCUGCCCUCGAUUUCUGCCAUAGUCAUUCCAUAUGUCACAGAGACCUGAAGCCUGAGAAUCUUCUCCUGGAUGAGAAGAACAACAUUAGGAUAGCAGAUUUUGGCAUGGCUUCACUUCAAGUUGGAGACAGUCUGCUGGAGACCAGCUGUGGCUCUCCUCAUUAUGCCUGCCCAGAGGUCAUUAGGGGAGAGAGGUACGAUGGUCGCAGGGCUGAUGUUUGGAGUUGUGGAGUUAUUCUGUUUGCUCUGCUUGUGGGUGCCUUGCCUUUUGACCACGACAACCUGCGGCAGCUUCUGGAGAAGGUGAAGAGCGGAGUUUUCCACAUGCCCCACUUCAUACCGCCUGACUGCCAAGCUUUGCUGAAAGGGAUGAUAGAAGUCAACCCUGACAAACGACUCACGCUUGAAGCAAUACAAAAACACAACUGGUACCUGGGCGGCCGGAACGAGCCUUGCCCGGAGCAGCCGCCGCCUCGCCGGGUGUGUGUGAAGAGGAUCCUGUCCCUGUCGGACCUGGACCCAGACGUCCUGGAAAGCAUGUACUCUUUAGGCUGCUUCAGAGACCGAGUGAAGCUCACACAGGACCUUACAAGUGAGGAGGAGAACCAGGAGAAAAUGAUCUACUACCUCCUCCUGGAUAGAAAAGAGCGAUACCCGAGCUGCGAAGAUGAGGACCUGCCGCCCAGAAACGACCUUGUUGUCCAAGACCCACCCAGGAAGCGUGUGGAUUCCCCGAUGUUGACGCGUCACGGUCGGUGUCGUCCAGAGAGAAAGAGCUUGGAGGUCCUCAGCGUCACAGAACAGGGGUCUCCCACCCCACCUCGCAGGGCUCUGGACACGAACGCCCACAGCCAGAGGUCUCGUUCGGUCAGCGGUGCGUCCACGGGUCUGUCCUCUAGUCCUCUCAGCAGUCCCAGGAGCCCGGUCUUCACCUUUAGCCAAUCAGAGGUCACCUCCACUUCCACUUCCUCCUCCAAAGACCCCAAAGCAGGAAGUGGCACCACUCCUCGGCCCGCCCGCCCGAUGCCCGACCCAAAAACCCAGACCUUGCCCUCGAAGGGUCCCGCUGACCGGCCCCAGCUCCACUCCAUGAAGUCACUCCCUCUCCAGACUCCACGCUCUCCUUCCCCCUCCCCCUCUCCUGUCCUCUCUCCAAUCCCGCGGUUCUUCAACUUCCCCUCUCCGUCCGUCUUCAGGUCCAAGAACGUCCACUCGUCCUCUAACUCCUCUGCCACCCCUUCCCCUGUGUCGCAGGUCACACCGCAGGGCUCGCCCCUGCCCACCCCGCUCGGCACGCCCGUGCACCAAAUCCAACACCCUUCCUCCACCACUCCUCCCUCCUCCUCCUCCUCGUCCUCUUCCUCCAGAGUGGACGGGACGGGCGGGGCCUCGCUGUCGCUGACCCCGCCCUCCAGUCCUGGAGGGAGCGGUAACUUGGCCGCCUCGAGCUCCACCCACUGGAGGACGAGGCUCAACUCAUUCAAAAACAACCUGCUGGGCUCGCCACGGUUCCAUCGGCGCAAACUGCAAGUCCCGACAUCAGAGGACAUGUCCAGUCUGACUCCAGAGUCCAGUCCAGAGCUGGCUAAGCGGUCGUGGUUUGGUAACUUCAUCAGUCUGGAGAAGGAGGAGCAGAUCUUUGUCCUGAUCAGAGACAAGCCGCUCAGCUCCAUCAAGGCGGACAUCGUCCACGCCUUCCUCUCAAUCCCCUCCCUCAGCCACAGUGUGGUGUCUCAGAAUAGUUUCCGGGCGGAAUACAAGUCCUCGGGUGGCCCAUCUGUCUUCCAGAAACCUGUCAAAUUCCAGGUGGACAUCGCUUUCUCUGAGGGAGAGAGAGAACGAGAGAAGGAACAAGCGGAAAGGGAAGGACGAAGAGAGAUGGGCAUCUACAGCGUCACCUUCACUUUAUUAGCAGGUCCCAGUCGCAGAUUUAAAAGAGUCGUAGAAACUAUUCAAGCUCAGCUUCUCAGCACUCACGAUCAGCCAUCUGUUCAGGCUCUGGCAGAUGAGAAGAACGGUCAGCUCUCCCGUCCGCCCAGCGCUCCUUCCCAUCAGAACUCCCGGAAUUUCGAAAGCGGAUCGGAUCGAGUGGAGAGGGAGCCCACGGUGGACGGGGUGAGCGGCGGCGGCAGCAGCAGCAGCAACAGUGGCGGGACGGCCUUACAACGGAGAGAGUCGGGGAGAGACAAGACCAGACUCCUUUCAUCGUCCAACGGGACGCAGUCUCACCCGUGAAAAGAAUGUUGCAAACGAGAAGAGGGUUGACCGCCUGGCUUCCCUCUCUUCCUCCACUCAGUCCUCCCUGCUUUCUUUCUUUAGCCUUUUCCUUUCUCCCUUCCAGGCCUCUGACCUUUAAUCCCAUUUAAAGGAAUGGAAGGCAAGAAGGACUUUAGUCAAAGAUCAUCUAGAGAUCCAGAGAAUUCUCCCAAAGUGUCUGUCUGUAGUAGAAAGGCGUACAGAAGGGAAUGGGAAUGUAGAACAGAGAAAGCUCACAACCAGCGAAACGAGUUGUCCACCUCCCACAGCAGAUCGACAAAGCACAGGACAUUUCCAACAAACUAUCACAAUCAACAGUUGCUUCAGACUUUGCAGGAAUCCUCCAGGUCAUUUGGUCAGGUUGGUUCGCUGCGACACCGGCCAGCGACUGAGUGUAUCGACGCAUUCCCUUUCAUCACUUCCUGCCCAUCCAGAUUUAUCGUCUGCAUCACUUCCUCUCCUCACCUUUCUAAGGGCGAACAAAUGUGUUUUCUCCAAGCAGACCGAAAACAUGAAGGAAAGCCGGCCGAGAAUCAGAUGAGCUUUGUGAUCGUCUGAAGUGGUUUGUGUCCCUAAAAGCUCAGCAACGGCUAAGCUAACGGCACAUUUUCACAAUCAACCAGGAUGAGAGCAGAGGAACAAAUACCACCAGAGAACGAAUCCGCGGUAACGUGGACACCGUGCGUCGGAGUGGCACAACUUUUCCUCAAACAUAUGGAGCCCCCACCCCAACUCCACACAGUUAUUUCUGAUAUACAACAAUAUGAAGCUAUGAUACCAUAAUGCCUUUACAAGAGAAGACAAAUGUGGAUAACGGUAAGAAUUUAGCCACGUUUCAAGGAAAAACUAGUCAAGCUGCAAGGAGGGUCCCCUACUAGUCUAAAAGCAUGCUGGAUGAAAAGAUUAAGAGGCCAAACAUAGAAGGAGCUGCCCGUUCAUUUAAAUGCAGUGGACACAAAAAAAACUAAGACGCCAUAAACCUUCUCUUUGGCUUAUUUAGAAAUGAAAAGCAGUUUUUAUGUGAAUGAUUUUUAGAGUAUUUCUUUUACGCCAUGCGUAAUCCAUAUGAAUGGAAAAAUGUUUUUUUUUUUGUUUACUAGUUUCUCCUGAUGCAUUUGCUGUUUUAGAAAUUUUAGUUUGUUCUUUUUUAAGUUGGUCUCUCUGAGCCUUAGAACAACAUCUAAUCUAAAACACAUGCUGGCACUAAUAUGAGCUGGUUCCUCUUCAACCAUACUCUGGUGCAGUACGCUAAUUUUAAAAUCCCUUUAUCAUCAUACAGUAAGUACCAAGUGCAUAAUUACGGUAAUAGACCUGUAAACUUUUAAACAAUUGAACAAGCCGUCAAGUUAUGCCUCAUCAUGGUUAGCAUUAGCUUAGCAUUACCACAGUUUCAGAAAUGGCUUUUCAUGAACACAAACCACAAUCUUUUCCUUCCUAUUAGAGAUUCUCUUCUCUGAAUCUGACCAAACAAAGAAAGUCGUACUUCUGACUCAUAAUGACAGUGAUAUAUUUCAGUUAUCUCAGUAGCUGUAUGCUGCUUGUAUCCUGUUUACACCAAAUUCACUUUCCUUUUGCCUAGAUGCUUGUUGGUCCCUCUUGUUUCUACAUAAUUUACUUCUUCUUAUAUUUAAUAUUGUUAAUGGCAGAACAAUAAAGCAUAAAACUUUGUUCCAAAUAACAGCAGUAUAUUUGAGAAAGCAAGGAAAAUCUGAUUGUAACUUCUAUUUCUGUACAUGCAAAAGAACUGCGAAUACUGCCCAUUCCAUGCCAAACUGGGAGAAAAAUGUAUGAUGUUUGUUUACACAACAAGGUGAGAAAAAAGGGGGAUUAAAAAAAAUAACUGAAGUAAAAUGCUUGAAGAUUCAGUUUUCCUGUGAAGAAUUUAGCGAAUAUUUACAUGUACAAGCAUUGAUUCUGAAAAUUGCCUCACAUCUGUGUUGAAUUACAUCAGCUGACAUCUGGCAACUAUUAACAGUUAUGUCAGCUUGUUAAUAGGUUGGAGUACAUUCCACAGUUCCUCUGCAUUUCUUGAUUUUGCCUCAGAAAAAGUAGGCUUGAUGUCAUCAAAUAAGUUUACUAUUGCCAGGUCCAAGGACUGGACUUUACUUUCUGUAAAGAUAAGAAUAGAUUUUCUCCCACACCUUCCAGGUUGUUAGUUUCCAUAUAAAAACAACCACACAGAGUAUCAAUUCCUAAAUUUCUUUAUAUGUUUUCCUGCUUUAGUUAAUCUUCUGACAUCAGGAGUCUUAAAUCUCAGCCCUACCGCCAAUCCACUAGAGCAGAUUUUCUCAUUAGUGUCAAAAUUUAAAAAAAAAUGCUGAAAUGAUAUCUAUAGAAUCAAUACAAUAGUGGUAAGGACAUUGCAACAUCAGUCAAAUACCAACAUUACUCAGUCUCACUCUAUAAUGUCCACUCUGGUGAAAAUUUACUCCACAGACAUGCAUAAAACAGAAAGGAAACUUUAGGGUUGGCCUUUCUGAUUAGAUAAAUAUUUGACCAACUUGGGUCCAAAUGUAUCCCAGAGGUCAGUUGGCUCAUAAAUAUAUGCAAAAAGUAAUAAUUACAAAGGAAACGUACCCCAUCGUGAUACAGCAGAACAAUGUAAAUACCACAUCCUUGAUCCCAAUGCACCUUCACUAGUCCAAACAAAGCACAAGGAAAGCCACACAAGAUGUGACAAGGUUUGGUACUUCACAAAAAACUGCUUUGUUUCCUCAUAUCUAGACUCAAAUAAAAUGACUUUUUUUUCAAUAUUACAAUGCUAAGAAAAGACUGAAAAGCAUCUUUAGUGUUGUAAGGACAGAAUGUUUGCUAACCAAGCCUCAUGUUUUGUAAAUUUGGACAUGACAUAUGUCCACUUUGUUUACAAAAAUAUCUAACGGACCUGAAAUUACUAUUUAUAAGAUGUCUGUGGAUGUCCUGUCUUUGGAGGGCUAAAGCAGCUAAUUUACUGGCUUUUGCUACAGUGCAUUGUCAUUGAAUUGAUGGUUACAUUAUGUGAAACUCGUCUGCCAUUUUUCGGUUUUUAACACAACUUUAACCAAAGGUCCGAUAUGAUCAAUGUUCUUCACGUAUUUGCGUAGACUAGAAUAACUAGCCUCCAACAACGAAGGAAAAGACAAUUCUGGGCUAGCUUAAAUGGCUAUAACCCACAUUAGCCGAAGCUAAAACUUAUCUUAAGCAUUAAUAAACAAAUAAUUGUCCAUUACUGGCUUCUUGAGUCAGUAAGCAAUGAUUCAAAGAGGCUCUUUUUACAGUUAGAAAUUUCAACACAGUUGUUUGAAACCAUUCCUACUCUCAAAGUCUAAAUGUUUUACGUUUCACUGAAAAAGAAUGAAGGUCGGGAAUGUACUGUUUACAAGAAAGCUGAGGUGAAAGAUCCAACAUACUCAGGUGUGUCUGUCGUCAUAGAAACUAUACUCAUGCUGCCUGGGUAGGAAAAAUGAAGCCAAACUGAAGAAUGAAAUGUCCCUGGUAUUUUUCUUUUUUUUUAUUGUUUCCUUCCUUUUAUUGCACCGGUCUCUGUAUGUAUAGAUGUUUUUCAUUGAUGUAUUUUAACACAAGCAUAAAUGAGCGUGGAACUAAUUAUUUGAAUGUCAAAAAAAAGUUCUUAAAAUUACUGCACCACAUUUUUAUCCAUGUAUUUAUUGAAGUUUGUAUUUUUUUUUUUUUUAUUUGCUAUGUAUUGUUUGAAAGUAGUUUUUUUUUCCGUGCAGGGAUUUUAAGAGUAAACCAAUAUCUGUCACUGAAGAAUAACUUACUUUGACACUGAGAUAUUUUAUGCCAAAAUAUGCUUUAAGCGCCGAUGUACAUUUUUGUAUCUUCUGUUAAGUUUGGAAUUUAUUUAUUGUCAUCUGUGUGUGUCACUAUAGAUGUUCACCUUUUACAAAGCUAAACCAAAAGUUCAUCUACACUCUGACAUUUUAGGAGGAACUUUAGUGAUAUGUAGAUAAUUAUCCGAGACUUCAUUCUAGUUUGCUGUGUUUGAUUUUUAUCACCGCCUCAGACAAAACGAAGAUAAUAGGUUAUUAGAAUGUUGUAUGACUACUUUAAAGAAUUUCUCUGUCUUUCCGCCUAGGGGAACAAAACACAUACUUGUAGGACAUUUUAGACAUUUUGUUCACUGUGGAACAAGCCCCAACGUAGAUUAUUCAUUAGAUCCUACAGCUCUUAUGACAUAAACAAUAACAUAUUCACAGCUAUGCAUGAUGUCCACAGAAGAAGCCAUUUAUUUUAUUUUAGCUGGUCUUGUUUCCAAGGUUGAAAAAAAUGUCGAUCCAGUACAACAGCUUGGUAACAGCUCUGACGUAGGUCAUACAGCUCUCACAACAGAAAGAAAAGCAUUUUCACGACUAUGCAGGAGGUCCACAGAUACAGACGUUUAUUCUCUUUCAUAAGGUUUUGGCUCCAGUUAAAAAAUAUCGGUUCUGUAGAACAGCUGUUUGGCACCGCCCACACAAAGAUGUUUUUGGGUGUGUCUGCUAAAGUUUUUGGUACUUUAGGAAGUGCCUCCACACGAAUUUACAACAGCUUUUUAUGGCCCUUGAAGAUAUAUUUUUUGAAAAAGGAGUAGUAAAUUUCUGCCAAAAAAACUCAGAAAUUUAAAGAUAAUCUCAAAAAUGUCCUAGAAUAUACAAGGAAAUUUCUGAACUUGAAAAGCUGAAAAAUUUCUAGAAAAAAACUUGGAAAUUUCUGAAUUUCAAAAGUCACAAAUAUGCAUGAAAAAAUUAAACUGAUUUUCUCCUCAUUUUUUUUUCCCUAUCUACAAUACGCCCAUACGAAUUCGGCAUUUGGGAGACCAGAAACGAUGCAGCUGAAACCGGGUUCUGGGGUUGUUGAAUUUCAAAACGCUGGUUUCAUGACUCUGUGUGGCCAUGCGAGCCACAUGGAAUUAACUAUGAAGUCAUAACUCCAGCUCUCUCUACCCCGCAUGCACCUCAUUCUCACAAAUGACAAGCAUGCCACAUUCUGUUGUUUGUGCCGUAAGCUGGCAGUGUUACAAUGCCACCAAUUGGCCCGGCAUACCUACUACAUUAUCUUCUGUUGUGUCGACGCACUUUAAUUUUACAUUUUUUUAAAAGUAAAAAAAGAAAAAAUACACAUGUAUAGGACCUCAAAUUGCUGGUAAAUUCAUUUUCACAAAUAUCUGGCUGUGCUCUGCGUUUAGAGCUAAUUGACAUGUCGGCAUGCUAUCAUUGCUAAACAUAACUGGUUUUUUUAUUAAUUUCAAAGCUGGCAUGGUAAGGUCAGAGUUGUCACAUUCAUGUGUUCAUGUACUUUUUGCUUAGUCAUCAAAAUCUCUUAAAUUUAAACCCAUUCUCUCCUGACUUUUGGCAACCUUGUUCUUCAACAGAGCUGGUUUCAACAGCUUCAGACCUAAAGGCAACCUAAACCUUUUCAGUAUGUCUGCUACAAUGGAUGCACCACAGACUCAGGUGAAGCUGUUUAGUUUUAGAACAGCUUUGGGGAGGGACUGUAAGUUCUUGCAGUAAGCCGGCGCUCGGUAGCGAUGUUAGAUAUAUGGUGGGCGUGCAUUUUAGUCUUCUGGUGAGUGCAUGCACAUUUGACACUUGUGGUGACCCUGGAGCACAAGCCCCGUGUCCAAAGGGCAGAGGUCAAACAGGUCUCAAGUUACAGAUUUCCAUACCUAUUUUAAAACACCAACUUAGAAUGUAAUUCAGAAGAAAGAACAAACCCAACUGAAGCUAAAGAAGUUAGCUAAUCAGUUACAGAACUUACUUACCUUAUAUCUUGUACAUCUUCCCAUUCCGUCUCUUUGUAUUUCAAUCCCCACUUUCCUCCUAAAUGCACAUAAGACAUCCUCUUAUAUAAUCACCCUUCUUGUAUACAUUUUCUACACUAUAUACUUUGAUGCAGAUGCUGUAUACGUUCGUAUACACUGUGUGCCUGUCUCUAUCUCCAUUGUAUGCCAUUCAUAGCUAUGUAGCAUUCACUAUGUUUUAUUGUCUCUGUAGUCACCAUACAGCUCUUAUUCUCAUCAUUAUUACUCAUUCUUCUUCUUCUUCUGCAGUCAUAACAACAAUACAACUACAAUAUCUGCAGCCCUUACGUCCUUAAACCCUCUUUCCAACGUCAAAUUCCCUCCACCCUCGCUUCUGUUUCACAACCUUCACUUCCCCACACCGAUUCACGCAGUAGACAAAAAAAAAAGACUUUUUCACUCUAAAAGAAUUCAUGAACAAAGAAGGAGUAGGUGUGACCGGGGGUCGAAAGAGGAGCUAACACGAUUAAUGAUGAUGAUGACGACAAAGAGAAAUGUCUGUAGUACAAUUACUCAAAAGGAAAAGUGCACUAUUAUGACUAUGAUUAUUAUUGCCUGUGAGAAAUGCUGUUCAAUAAACAACAAUGGAAAUGUA